AUGACGACGGAUAUUUCUGCCGAUGACGAAACAUCAGCUGAAGCUGAAAUCGAAGCCGUACCAGUAAAGGUAAAGCUAACGAAAGCAGAGAAGAAACUUGUGCACGGCAGAAACUAUCCAGAAAUUGUAAAGGAGAGACGAGAAGUGUUAAAGGUGGAUUAUAUGAGAUGUAAAAGGAAAGAUUUUCGAUUUUUAGCUCCAUCACAAUGAAAGCGAGGAAGUCAGGAAGCUUCUGAACCAAUAUUUUGACGAAGACGACGCGAAUCCAGAUGAAAAUUUAUUUUAUAUUGUUGGGCAGCUUUUUCUGAGCAUGCCAGACCGAAUGCAGCACAUUGGAGAUCCUAGUAACUUGGCUGGUUUUUUUAAAUAUAUAAUAUUAUAAUUAAUAUAACUUUCUAAGCUUUGGUGAUCGACACGUUUGCGAAAUGGCUCGGUAACAAAGAUGGAGCUGCGCUUAAAGCAAAAUAUUUGAAUCAUGAAAUUCGGGUAAGAAUGUGAAAAAAAUAACAUUAGUUCUUUAAGUUAUUGGAUUUGAGGUUGAUGCUCUGAAAGCAUGUGGCGGGAGAGCUGCUGUAUUUAUGGACGAUGUCAAAGAACUCUUCGAUUUAAAUGAAGCCGAACUUGUUCAAGAUGUUGACACCGAAAUCAAGGUAAUAAAUUGAUAGAAAAUCAAUAGAAACGAAAUUUUCAGAGCCAUCUUGCCAAGAAAAACUUCAAAGAGGCCAUGGAAAUGGCCCAGAAUUUCGGUGUGAAGCAAAAUUAUAGAUUCGGAGACUUUUUGGUACAAUUAUUGUUACAAGUGAGAGUGAAAAUGUGGUUUUUUGCAAACUUUGUUUUCUAGGACAAAGCCCAGUGCGUUCAUGAAUACAUCAAAGAUCAGCCGAAACUUCAAAAAGAUCUGGUUCUAUUUUAUGAUGACCUCGUGGCCAAAAGUGAUAUGGAAGUGGAAGCAACCUUGAGGCCCUACAAAGAGGAUAUGAAGCUACCUCUUGAACGGUUUUGUGGUUAGUUUUAUGUUAUAUGAAAGUUGAGGGAAUAAAGUUAAAAGUUUAUUUUUUUCUGUGUUUUGUUAAAAUUGCCAAUUAUCAGUUUUUAAGGAUGACUUUUUUGAACUGAAAAUUUUCUUAUAUUCAUGGCAAUUUUUCCAAAUGAUCAACGAGAAAAGUAGAAAAUAUAAAUAAUGAUUUAAAAUGAUAAAAGCUAAUUUUUGACCUAAUGAAAUUUUGGAAUGAAGCAAUUCCAGGUGCUGCAUAAAUAAAUGAAAAAGUAUUUUUCAAAAAACCCCCAAUCACCUUCUAAAAUGACUUGUAAGAAACCGGCACCAUUCGAUCAAAAUACAAAUUAAAGGCAAAACUAUGGAGAAGACGAUAAACGCGUUGUUUCACAAGGUCGCCAAGCAGUACAACUACCAGAUCGACCAGUCGAUGGCGCCACGGUUCACCCAGCAACAGUACCACAAACAGCUCCGUCACAACGUCUGCUGUCGCUACGAUCCGAAUUCCAAAACUCUUCAGACCGACGAGAAUUUUUUCCAGGGCUGUAGGGUGCAUUGACCUUUUUUUCUUUUGAUCAAUCUAGAACUUUCAGAAGAUUCUGACAGAUAAUACCCAAGUUCAAAACUUCUUCCUUCACUUUCUCUGGAGCUCCAAUGAGUAUAGGAAGCAGUGAGGCAGUUGAAUCGCCUUCAGAAAUUUCAAUUUUGCCUUAUUCUAGAGUUGACGCCGUCAGUUGGAAGAUCCACCUCAAUAUUCCGGAUGGAGUUGUUCCGGGAGCUAUGCGACGGGAAAUGCCCAAUCUGCCUGGGAUUCAGCGGGACGCCGAGGAAUUGCUCAGGAGAAGAAUGUGAAUAGUUGAAAAAGGGUUUAAAAAAUGAAAAAAAAACUCUUCCUGGGAAUUUUACUCGGAAAUUUUUGUUUUUUUUUAAUUUUCAGAGAUUGAGCUGUAUUUUUUUUUAACAGCCUCAGCCUUACCGGUAUAGUAUAAGCCGUACUGAGGCAUUUGCGAACUUCUAAGAUAGUUAUACUUUUUUUAAUGACUUUUCAAGAAUUUAGUGAGAAGGAUAGUGAUGAAAAAAGUUUAGGUUAUUUUGUAAAAAAAAAAAAAUGAAAAAUUAAUCAAAAAAAGUUGAAAACAGUUCUGUUCAGAAAAGAGCAAAAAGUUGCUAGCGACGUGAUGGAAGUGACGUUUGAAGGCGUCGAAAUCAAAAUCUUUAUCGUCUCCAAACCAAAAUUGUUCUGCCAACUUAUCGAAGAGCUCGAAAUAUUUGCAAAUGAACCUGGAGAACGACUAAUUGGUUUUGAUUCCGAGUGGAAGCCGAAUUAUACCGAGUUGGAACACUUUUUGAGACAUUCCUAAACUAACUUCUACAGCUAUCAGAGCAAAAUGGGUCUGAUGCAGAUGUUUUUCAAUGGAAAAGUUUAUAUAUUGGAUGUGGCAACGUUGGAAGCGGAUGGAUCUGUGGGUUCUGAUAUGUGGUGUCGGUUCGGCGAUGCUCUUUUCUGCAGCACGGCUUUGAAAAUAGGUUGAAAUUUUGCAAAUUAAUUUUUUUUAAGGAUUUUUUUGUAACAGGUUUUUGACCUGAAAAAAACGAUGUGGAGGCGUUUUUGAGUUUGCCGAAAAAGUUGGACGAUUGGGCGGGACGCGAGAAACUCAAUAACAUGUUUUGUAUAAAGCGGUUUGGGGAGAAUGUGAGUUUUGGGAGGAAAUUUCGAAUUUGGCAGCGUCUAAAUUUCAACCUGACUUUAAAUUUAGCGAUUAUCGAGGUUUUCUUGAAUUUGGCAGCGCCCAAAGGUGACGAGUUAGUCUUUUUUGAACUAAUAUAGGGAUUGCUAAAGGUUCUGUGUUGAUAAUUUGAUGAAACUUGGUAUAUAGGUACUUUAGGACACCCUGGUUCCAAUAAAGUUGAAAAGGUGCUUCGUUUGCGUUUUGCAUUGGUUGGAAGGAUGAAAUGUGUCACGGCGGCGAAAUUUGAGAUGCCAUAACUCGGCUAGAACGGAAAAGGAGCAUUUUUUUCAAGUUUAUUGAAAACAGGAUGUCCUAAAAUACCUUUAUACCAAGUUUAAUCAAAUUCUCAACUCACCACCUUAUGCACUCCUCGUACAAGUAGCGCUUAGCUUCUUGUGUGUUUAGUUUGGCGAAAAUUUAGCAUCGCAACAUAAAGUUUUUUUUUCAACAUUUUAAAUUUUAAUAAUAUAUCAAAGAGGUUUUUGAUCAUUUUAGAAGAAUCUCAAUAUUCAAAUGCAAAAAUAAUGAUCUUUUAAGUUGGUUCCUAUCUUUCAGAUGAACGAUGUCAAGACAGGCGCUCUCGGUAUGAAGACGUUCAAACUCAGCGAAUUGGCGGUCAAGUUCUGCAACGUGGAGCUGGACAAGAGGGAGCAGUGUAGUGACUGGUCGGCGAGACCUCUUCGGCCCUCUCAAGUCACCUACGCCGCGAUGGAUGCCUGCGUCGUCGUCGCCAUAUUCAAAUGUCUUCGUGAUUUAGCCAUGUCUGUAUUUCGACUUUUGAAUUUGCUAUUUUUCUUUUUGUGUUCCUUGCAUCAAGAGUUUCCAGGGAGGUCGGGAUAAACGAGGAAGAAAUGGACACGAUAAUUACCGACGCCAUGUCAAAUUCACCGAAAAAGGAUAAAGGGAAAAAAGCGAAGAAGAUGGACGCGAUGUCGUGGGCCGAGGUUCACGAGGCGUUCCGCGAUGUCGUUAAUCCGAAGAGGCAGAAAAUUCGACCAAACCAACUGAAUGUACUGGUCGACACCAUGUUGCUUGGACUGGGCAAACAUUUGAGGUACGAAAACACUUCUGAAGAACUUCAAACUGAGAAUGUCUGAAAGCCAGGAGCAAGUCUUUUUAAAAUUUGGCAGCGCCUAAACUCUCUUCAAAUUUGGCAGCGCCUAAACUCUCUUCAAAUUUGGCAGCGCCUAAACUCUCUUCAAAUUUGGCAGCGCCUAAAGGUUCCUUAAAAUUUGGCAGCGCCGAAAGUUCCUUCUAAAUUGGCAGCGCCUAAACUUUCUUCCAAUUUGGCAGCGCCUAAACUUUCUUCUAAAUUGGCAGCGCCUAAACUUUCUUCCAAUUUGGCAGCGCCUAAACUUUCUUCUAAAUUGGCAGCGCCUAAACUUUCCUCCAAUUUGGCAGCGCCUAAAGUUUCUUCUAAAUUGGCAGCGCCUAAACUUUCUUCCAAUUUGGCAGCGCCUAAAGUUUCUUCUAAAUUGGCAGCGCCUAAACAUUCUUCCAAUUUGGCAGCGCCUAUACUUUCUUCAAAUUUGGCAGCGCCUAAAGUUUCUUCUAAAUUGGCAGCGCCUAAACUUUCUUCCAAUUUGGCAGCGCCUAAAGUUUCUUCUAAAUUGGCAGCGCCUAAACUUUCUUCCAAUUUGGCAGCGCCUAAACUUUCUUCAAAUUUGGCAGCGCCUAAACUUUCUUUAAAUUUGGCAGCGCCUAAGCGGGGGUUUUUCAAAAGCCUUCUCAAGUUCGAAGCCUGCAUAAGCUUUUACUCGAGUCAUGCGCGAAAAUAUUAAUCUUGAAAUUGUUAAAUUCUCUAAUGAUUUUCAAGUUUUCUGAUUUCCAAUUUGAAUUUUUAAAAAACGUUGAAUUUCUUUGUUAAGCGAAAAAAAAAGAUUUCAGACGAGUUGGCAUCGACGUAAUAAUCCCCAACGAUAACCGUCAGUUCACGGAAAUGGUCCGUCAAGCCAAAAAUCAUGCCAACGAAGGCGUGAGGAGGAUAAUUCUGACCGUGUCUGGGAAGUCAAAUACCAAGGUGCUUAGACGAUAACUCCGACUUGAGAGCCUUUUCUCUCACAAAAAAAAAUCCUCGAAUAAAUUGUACUGAUUUUUCGAUGAGUUACUUAGGUAAAUAAACAAAUACUGGUGCUUUGAAUACCCGAAUAAUGAAAAAAAUGUCAAGAUUUUGUGUAAUUUCGCGCCUUGUUUGGCUUUUUUGGCGCCUGCAUAACCGCGGAAGCCUUUCAUGUUUCAAAAAACGAAAAAUUCGAAACGCUUUUUUCGGUACCCCAAAAAAUUUAUUAUGAAUUAAGCCUUUUUAAUACUUUCAAACCAAUAUUGAGGCAAUUUACAGCUAAGCUCCACUGUUGAUUCUUCAAUGUUGUUCUGCUUGCCAAACGGUAGCUCAAUGGCGCCAAUGGAGCAACUUCGCGCCGUUUUGCAACAUUUCAAUGUUGAACUGCGGGCUGAGGACAUCUUUAGUCGGUGUAUGGUUAGUUUUUUAGUAAUAAGAAUCUUGGAGAAGAUUGAAAAAUCGUGGAAACCUCACUCCUAUGGAAUUUUAAAACGAUUUUUUCGAAAAAAAAUUUUUAGAUCGGAUAGUUUCUGAAUUCAAGUCUAAUACAUAGUAUUCCAAAGGUUGAACAUUUUCCUUGAAAUUUUCGACGGUGAUAAUUUUUUUUUCACCCAGUUGUAGGGCUUCUAGAGCUUCUCCCAAAUUUGGCAGCGCCUAAGAAUUGGGAACUUUUUGGGAAUUGGGAAGCACCUAUAUCCUUUUUUAUUUUUAACAAAUGUCGUUUUGAUCUUUUCUAAUCACGUAAAUUCAAAAAAAGAGCCUUGUUCGGUCAGGAAUGCAACUCUUCAUCGUUCCUCCGAGUGCCUUGUCCCGUCGUCCAUCUGCUGCACAACUACUUUGGUGUGCACCUCAACAACAACGUCUACGGCGACACCACGUUCCCAUUCGAUGGUUAAUGAGUUGGAAAACUUUUCGAUCAAGUCUUUUCAGAAUGAAAAUGGCGAGAAAAUUUUAAAAACGGUUUUAAAGAUUUUUUUCGACUCGGAUCAAAGUUUUUUUUUUUUUGGGUAAUCAAGGCAUUUUUUCACUCAAUAAUAACACUCGAUUCAGCUCUUCAUUCAUCUUUAAGCUCAAAUAAAUUAAAUCUAUGAUAUUUCCUUGAAACUUUUUCCGAUCUAUACAGCUGGAAAACUUUCACAAGACGUUUUAAUAAUUACAGAAUGGGUCAGAAAGCUGGAAGCGCUGAACCCGGAGAAAUACGAUGGAAUCCGUGUUGAGAUUUUCCGUGAGAAAUUCAACGACGAAAGAUUUCCCGACGAGGAGGAUUAUAUCGUUGCCAAUGUCGAGGAGGGAGACAUUCAUCUCACGUUUGUUUUUUGUGAACUCUCGAAAAAUUUGAACUAGUUUUUUUGAACGAAUUUUGAAUUAUCUUGGCGCAUUGAGCAUUCUAAAUUAGCAAGAUUUUUUCAAAACUUGAGUUGAAAUUUUUUUUUUCACGUUAUCUGACUUACUGACAAGUUUAAUGAAACUAUUAUAAGGGCUGCUUCGAAAGUUUUUGGAAGCUUUUUUUCCAUUUUUUUAAAGCUAAACUGUUUUUUUUUUUUGACUUCUCGGUCCUGGAAAACUUUUCGAAAAUUUAUUUACGAAUUUUUUUGUUUUUACGCACCUAAAAUUUUCUUUGAUCGUUUUUUUUCUGACCGGUUUUGUAGCUAUUUCGCGGGUUUUAUAUUAUUGGAUAGUAGUACUUGAAUCUCUCAGACCUAAUAAUUUUUUGAAAAUUCAGCUUUUGGAAUUUAAACUGAACCUCAGAACAUUGAUCCAAACGAAAAAAGUAUAUUUUUCAGAAGAAACGUAGUUCUUCAUCGGAACCAAGACGAACCAACGGAUGUUCGCAUUUCCAAGGUUCUCAAUCCCAAUAAUUAGUUGAUUGGAUUUCGAUGAAUUUUUAAGGUUCCCGAGGACGCAUUUCACGUCGUCGAUCGCAUUUUCUUCAUUUGUGGCGAGUGCGGUCGCGUCUAUUGGGAUGGUCGUCACGUGGAAAAUUAUGUUGAGGUUCAUUUUUUGAUAUUUUAAGGGGAUUAGAGUUUAGAAAAAGAGUUGAAUUUAGGGAUGAGAAAAAAAAUUUGGAUUUUGAAAAUUGAAAUUUGACGUCCUGCAAGAUCUUGCAGGGUUGUUAUCCUUUUUCAAAACAGAUUUAUUUUUCGGGCGUUUUUUCAUAAAUUUCUGUCAAGAAAGGAUAUUCUGUAAUUGAAAAGCUGUUUAUAGCUUGCUUCAAGUUUUGAGAGUUUUUUUUUCAAAUUUUAGUGACUUCUGUAGUUCAUUAAAAAGCUAUGAAGGUUCCUUUUUUUUGCAGUGAAUUACGAUUUUCUAUAGGUUUUUUUUUCCCAAAAAGAAGGUUUAUAUCGUGCUUUGGACAUUUUAACAGAGAAAAUUGCUGUUCUUUUGAGAAUUUGAAAAUUUUUCGGUCAAAAAUUAUUUUAAAAUCUCGUCUCUUUAUUCUUGAAACUUCCUGUUAAUAGGUAGUUUUUUCUGAAAAAAUACAAUUUUUUCACGGUUUGAGUCUUUUUUUUCUCACCCUUUCUUAAAUUUGGCAUACCCUAAAUUAUUAGAAACUUUGAAUUAUCAAAAUUUCCCAAUAAUAACCAGCCUUUUUAGGCUUUGGAAAGGAACCAAAUGGAAGUGCUUGGCUGCAGAAAUGGCCAUAAAAAAACGUGGGAUUUUUUUCUGGAUUCUAAGUUUUACUAACACUAACAUUCUCAUUACUAAUAAAUUCAGCUUUCAUGAAAUUUUUUUUAUAAAUCGAGAAUUUUACAGCCUGAAUCCCCGAAUACGGAAGAAACAGCCGUCGGUAGCAACAGUAACAUCUCGAUUUGA
This is a messenger RNA of Caenorhabditis auriculariae, 7597 nucleotides long. The record is from the annotation of a GenBank genome assembly. Lineage: Eukaryota; Metazoa; Nematoda; Chromadorea; Rhabditida; Rhabditidae.